Molecule: messenger RNA, 1107 nt
Organism: Guillardia theta CCMP2712
Lineage: Eukaryota; Cryptophyceae; Pyrenomonadales; Geminigeraceae
Exons: 6
Coding region: 1-1107 (368 amino acids)
Source: RefSeq, a predicted model, not a curated record
AUGAAGAAGCACGUGAUCAACUCUGCCUUCUCGUUCCUGCAUUGGCGGGGAGGGAGAAACGAGACCUUCUGCGAUACAAUCGUGAGAGUGAUAGGAGCAGAGCGGGAUCUCGUGCGGAUUGUGGAGCUGAAUGGACAGCAACGACAGGAUCUGUUCCUGACAUUUCAAGGAACCGCUCAAGAUAUUUCUUCCGCCCUCAACAAAGUUGGAUCCACCAAGAGCAAGAUGGGAGCAAACUCUGCCAACACCAUCUUGAACGCUUUCAUAGGAGAUGUUGUCAAGAUCCUCAGAUCGCGAUCAGAACUGAUCCGCGUGUUGCGGAUGCUCAGCGAGGAGGAUGGGAUGCGGGACUUGCAGAGCUUGAUCGAUCUGCUGAUUGGAGCAGAAGCGUACGGGUGGGCGAGCGAGAGUUUUUCCUCUUCAGAUCCACUGAUUGUGAAUCCGUACAAGGAGAGGGCUGAGCAUGAGAACAGCAUUCUCAUCAAGCUCUUGCAAGGGUACAACUACGUUAUGAACUACGAUCUUCUCGGGAGCACCAAGACACUCUAUCAGGCAAAUGCGCUCCUGAUGCAGGUCAAGGAGAUUGUUCAAUAUCGAAAUGUCAGCGGGCAGGCUGGAGGGCGGAGGAUGAUCUCGGAGUGGUGGACACAGAUGGAUGGGUAUUGGGGAGGAAACACCACCAGAGCCCUCCAGCAGUUCUUGAACUCCGUGCGAACUGAGAACGGACAGGACGACUGGGACGCUCUCUCUGUCGACUCAAACUUCGGGCCAAAAACCAUUUCAGCGUUGCAGAAGUUUCUCGUUAGGGAGAGGCAACGGCUAACGGCCUGUAACGACGACGUUUCUUACCGAGGGAACACGCCCAAGUCCCUCAAUGUCAAGCAUUCGGUUGUCAUCGUCGGGUCAAACAAGAAUCCCCAGCAGCUGCUGAGCUUGUGGCCGGAGAUCGCGGUCGACGGGCUCUGGAGCAAACCGACUAAAACUGCGCUGCAGGCCUUCCUGAAAUCCAAGGUGGGGACGAUGGUGAACUUCAACGUGGACGGGAGGUUUCACCAGAGAUCGUCGCAGGUUUCAUCGUCCUCGUACUUCAUUCCUCUCUCACAUUAG